AUGGCUGUCGCGUUCGUCAGCUCAGCGCGGCAGAGACGUCGGCAAAGAUGGCCGGACCGCUAUGCUGCUUCGAUACGGGGCCAGGAAGACUUGUGCGCGCGCUGCCCAGUCGUGAUGCAAAUGCUGGACGAGGCGGCCCGGUCGCUGUCGGACCUGGAUUCAGCACUCGUUCGCAGGGCUCCUCCCUACAGCUUUCUCGCGCUGCGACGGGGGAGGUGGAAAAGGCAGCCCCAGCCCGGGCCAGGGAAGUACGACCUGAUCCUGGAUGCCGGAGAGCUGGUUGCCAACGGAUUUGUCAUGCAGAUGUCCGCAUAUCGCUGGGACGCCCUUGGCUGCGUCGAGGCCCUGCUGCGACUUCUUGGCAGCACUCUUGCGUCCCUUUGCCCCGGCGGCAGCAUGACCGCCAUAGUGUCGGCAGAGCCAAGCGACUACCUGGUCAACUUUUUCCGGGCAUUUGAAGUGGACGUUCGCCUCCUUGGCAGCUCGUCACGUCCGGUGAUCAUCGCGACGGCCAAAGAAGCCAUCACGACAGAGCAGAUUGAGUCGGUCGUACGACGUGAGGUAGCCGAGGAGCGAUCGCACGGCCGUUAUGCCGGCAUUCUUCGGGCUGCCCUUGCAGGAGGGCGCCCUUUGCGCCUGCUGGAUGUUGGUGGUGGGGAUGGGCACAUGGCGGAGUGGUGGUCGGAUAUGGGCUGCGAUGUGCAUCUCCUUGAGGUUGAUGCCGAUUGUGCAGCAGCCGCCACCGCACGACUCGGCCAGGAGCGUGUGGCGCUCCACGACGGCGUGUCUGCUUGGCCAUAUCCAGAUAGUUCUUUCGAUGUUUGCCUGCUGCUUUUCGUCCUGCACCACAUCGGUGAGGAAAAAGCAUUGGAACACACUCUUGCAGAAGCAGCCCGGGUGAGUCGUCGAGUCUUCGUCCUCGAAGACCAGCCUCGGCAUUCAGCGUCCGCUGGGCUUGGGCGGCUUGCAGUGGCUGUCACUGCAGAACAUUUCCGCCCCUUCGGCCAAGACCCUGCGCAGUAUAUUCGCAACAUUCGCCCGGACGGCACCUGGCGCAUGCUGUUCCAAGAGGCAGGCGACACAGGGGAGUUCUUGAGCUGGCGAGGCAAGAAUGUCAUGCAGGAGCUUCGGGAAUACGCGCCAAAAAUAGGAGCAGAGCCAUUGAUCCCAUCUAUACGGACCUUUGCGCCCUUACGCCUACACCCUGUUGUGCAGCCUUCAUCAACCAACUCGAUGGUUGCCUCUUUGUGGCCCGCUGUGCAAUAUCGCGUGUUCCGGCAGCAUCCGGCACUUUGCGGCGGUGAGGCAGCAGCGGGUUGCGCGCUACAGGUGCCAAGAACUGCAGACGACUCUGGACGUGUUCGCGUCCAGCCGUCCGAGGAAGAACAUGCGCUGGAACUUGUCGUUGAUGAGACCUUCGGCUUGACCAAAAGGUGUGGUGGGAAAACAGAGAUGACGCUGAUGUGCUGUAUUCUCAGACUGAAGUUCACGAGCAUUUAUUGGACCUCUGACCCACCCAUUGAGAUUCUCGGCUAUGGUCUAAGUCUGAAGCACUUCGGCGCAAUUCGACACCCUGACAACCAAAUCCCACGCGUUGCCAGUAUUGUGGGGGUGGAGAUGGACGAUGAGGUACUGGAUGCAGCCCGACGUCACUUUGGCCUUGACGACUUGGGAGUGGACGUGCGGCGGUGUGAUGCUUUGGAGGUGCUCCAAAAGGACAAGCAGCAGUUUGAUGUCGUUAUCGACGACAUUUUUGUCGGGUAUGCACGGAGUGUGCACAAACCAAGAUGGAUGCUGCAGCGUGGCUUGCGUUUGGCUGCGAAGCAUGUGCGGCCAGGCGGCUUGCUCAUCAGCAACACGCUCGAUGAAGCCGCUGCUUUCCAGACCAUCCUUCGCCGGCAUUUUCCACAGCUCAUCCAUCUUCAAGUCCAAGACUACGACAACACGGUCUUUGUGGCGUCAUCGCUUCCAUUAGAUGCAGACCGAUUGGCAGAUCGAGUGAUGGAGAGCGAGGUCCUUUGCUCCUGUGCCCCGGCCUUGCGAGUGUGCCCGCCAUCUGCAGUUGCCCGUCGACGACAUCGACGAACACAGGAGCCACGGAUGCUUCGCCUGGCCAAAGUUGCCUGGGGAAUUGUGGCAAGUCACGCUGCGAGGAUGCUUCGAGUAGCCAGAAGAAAUGGAG
Symbiodinium sp. CCMP2456 is the source of this 2182-nucleotide messenger RNA. The record is from the annotation of a GenBank genome assembly. Lineage: Eukaryota; Dinophyceae; Suessiales; Symbiodiniaceae.